GCCCAUGCUACCAAUCCAACACACAAAAACCUCCACCUCAACCCUCUUUCAUUGUCGCUGCUGCAAUGACUAAUUCCAACCAAUUCUUCUUCUCUCUCUUCAUUCUCUCUCUCCUCCUGCUCUCCUUCUCAUCUAAUUCUCUCUCCUCCUCCGCGGAUGUCCCUCCAUCCAGUCCUGUCUCAACCGGUACCAUUUGUAGUUACACUCCUUACCCUUCCUUCUGCAGAACCCAGCUCCCCAAAAACAACUCAGCUAACGUCUACGACUGCGGCCGCCUCUCCGUCCGUAAAUCCUUGUCCUCCGCUAGGAAAUUCCUCGCUCUGAUCAACAAGUACCUCAGCCACUCUUCCUCUUUGACACCUGCAGCCGUUGCCGCCCUCAACGACUGCGAGCUCCUCGCCUCGCUCAACUUGGAUUACCUCUCAAGUUCUCUCCAAACAGUCUCCAACACUUCUUCCAGUCCUCUCAAUGUUUUGAAAGCCGAUGAUACACAAACACUUCUCAGCGGCAUCUUAACAAACACCCAGACCUGUUUGGACGGGCUCCAAGCCACGGCUUCGGCUUGGAGCUCGAGAAAUGGCAUUUACGCCCCUCUCGCAAACGAUACAAAGUUGUUUAGUGUGUCUUUAGCGCUUUUCACAAAAGGGUGGGUUCCGAAAAACAAAAAGGGGACGUUAAAGCAUGGAACUAAGAAACAUCUACCGGUAGUCAAUGGUACACUGCCAUUGAAAAUGUCUGGCCAUCAUAAGGCGAUUUACGAGUCGAUGAGAGGGAGGAAACUGCUGCAAUCGUCGAGCAGUGAUGGGGCGGUUUUGGUGAGUGAUAUGGUGGUUGUGAGCCCUGAUGGGAGUCAGAACUUCACAACCAUCAGUGACGCGGUGGCCGCGGCCCCGAAUAAUACUAACGGCAGCACUGGUUAUUUUUUGAUAUAUGUCAAAGCCGGGGUGUAUGAGGAGUACGUGUCGAUUCCGAAGAACAAGAAGUAUUUGAUGAUGAUUGGUGAUGGGAUCAAUCAGACAAUUAUCACCGGCAACCAUAGUUUUGUUGAUGGGUGGACCACUUUCAAUUCUGCUACCUUUGCUGUGGUUGGACUUGGAUUUGUAGCAGUGGACAUGACAUUCCGCAACACUGCCGGAGCGAUCAAGCACCAAGCCGUGGCCGUUCGAAACGGCGCCGAUUUGUCCACGUUCUACAGCUGCAGCUUCGAAGCAUACCAGGACACCCUCUACGCCCAUUCCCUCAGGCAGUUCUACAGAGAAUGCGACAUCUACGGCACAGUGGAUUUCAUAUUUGGCAACGCCGCGGCCGUGUUCCAAGACUGCAACAUGUACCCACGGCUCCCACUACAGGGGCAGUUCAACGCCAUCACAGCACAAGGCCGAACAGACCCGAACCAGAACACCGGUACUUCGAUCCAGAAUGCUACUAUCAAGGCCACCGAUGACUUGGCCGCGGCCAAUUUUACUGUCCAGACAUUUUUGGGUAGGCCGUGGAAGUUGAAUUCGAGGACAGUCUAUUUGCAAUCUUAUAUGGACGGAUUGAUUGACCCAGCGGGUUGGCAUCCAUGGGACGGAGAUUUUGCCCUGAACACGUCGUACUAUGCCGAGUUUGAUAACAGAGGGCCGGGAUCGGACACGAGUAAUAGAGUUACAUGGCCUGGUUACCACAUUAUUAGCGCGACGGAUGCGGCCAAUUUCACCGUGUCUAAUUUCUUAGUCGGGGAUAGCUGGUUACCCCAGACAGGAGUGUCAUACACUGAUGGGUUAGUAUAAGGACAAACCUUAGGUCUCUUGAUCUUUUUGCUUCAUAUAAUUCUAAGACAAAAUGUGAUAUAAAUUAUUUUUUGCGAUGUAUUUCACAAAGCUUAGCGAUUCAAUUUGAAUAAAAAACCGUGAUGGGCCCUAUUCUAAUUCAA
Rhododendron vialii is the source of this 1915-nucleotide messenger RNA. Its product is annotated as probable pectinesterase/pectinesterase inhibitor 41. Lineage: Eukaryota; Viridiplantae; Streptophyta; Magnoliopsida; Ericales; Ericaceae. Gene Ontology annotation, biological process: cell wall modification. The transcript is spliced from 2 exons. The coding region runs from base 66 to 1772 and encodes 568 amino acids. The record is from RefSeq and is a predicted model, not a curated record. Gene Ontology annotation, molecular function: pectinesterase activity; pectinesterase inhibitor activity.